Messenger RNA from Neocloeon triangulifer, 1773 nucleotides. RefSeq names its product aminomethyltransferase, mitochondrial. Gene Ontology annotation, biological process: glycine catabolic process. The coding region runs from base 222 to 1445 and encodes 407 amino acids. NCBI's taxonomy places the organism in Eukaryota, Metazoa, Arthropoda, Insecta, Ephemeroptera, Baetidae. The record is from RefSeq and is a predicted model, not a curated record. Gene Ontology annotation, cellular component: mitochondrion. The transcript is spliced from 5 exons. Gene Ontology annotation, molecular function: protein binding; aminomethyltransferase activity.
UGAUAAACAAGCCCCCGAUCGAGAUGUUAAUAAUGCGACUUAUCAAAACACGGCGAACGGCAGCAGGCACUUGUUGAGCGGAUGAUUGCCGAGUGACCUUUGGCCCGGUAUGGGAGCGUCAUCCCAAUCAAAGCCAGCAACUACUGCACUCUCGUCCAUGCCGUUCGACCCUGCCGCCGGCCACUAACUGACACGGACGCACCGACACCACCCUUUGCAAAAUGCUGAGCACCCUGUCGCGAGUGGCGAGGCAAUGGGUGCGGCCGCUGGCGGUGCGGCAGGCGGCCACUGAGGCGGCCGACGGCCCUCGGAAGACGUGCCUGUACGACUUCCACGUGAAGCGGGGCGGACGGAUGGUGGACUUCGCGGGCUUCCUGCUGCCGGUGCAGUACACGGAGGGCAUGUCGGCGUCGCACCGCCACGUGCGCGAGCACUGCGGCCUCUUCGACGUCAGUCACAUGCUGCAGACGGAGGUCAGGGGCAAGGACAGACUUGCCUUUGUUGAGAGUCUCUGCGUCGCCGACCUGCACGGCCUGCCUGACAACGGCGCCACCCUCUCCGUCCUCACCACCCACAGCGGCGGCGUCGUAGACGAUCUCGUCAUCACCAAAACGCCACUUGGUUACAUUCACAUGGUUUCGAACGCUGCCAGACGAAAGGAAGUGUCAAAACUAUUGGCCGAUGCGAGAGAAAAGUGGGCGGCCAAAGGAAAAGACGUCGUGAUAAAGCACUAUGUACCUGAAGAUUGGGCCCUUCUAGCACUGCAGGGACCCAAGGCAGCCGCAGCUCUCCAGCCCCUGGUGGACAUUGACCUCGCACAACUCAGAUUCAUGACCUCUUCUUUGGCUGCAGUGGAUGGACAUGAAAGGUGUCGAGUAACUAGGUGUGGUUACACUGGAGAGGAUGGAUUUGAAGUGUGCAUUCCUGCCUCAAUUUCAGUUCCGGUCUCGGAGCAACUUUUGGCGUGCAAAAGUGGCCGAGUGCAGUUGGCCGGGCUGGGCGUGCGCGACUCGUUGCGAAUUGAAGCGGGUCUGUGUUUGUACGGCGCCGAACUAAGCGAGGAGAUUUCGCCGAUUGAGGCCGGGCUGACGUGGCUGGUGGCGAAGCGGAGGCGCGAGGCCGCCGACUUUCCGGGCGCAAGUUCCAUCCUGCAGCAAAUCCGACAGGGUCCGGCGCGCCGAAGGGUUGGGCUGCGUUCGCAGGGCGCGCCGGCCAGGGCGGGCGCCGUCAUCCUUGACCUCAAGGGCACCCAGGUGGGCCACGUGACCAGCGGGUGUCCCUCGCCCAGCCUCGGAGGGAACGUGGCCAUGGGCUUUGUGCAGGCCGCCUUCGCCAAGGCGACCACCAGGCUGCAGCUCUUGGUGCGCAACAAGGCUGUCGACGCCGAGGUCACCAAGAUGCCCUUCGUCAAGACCAACUACUACACCCCCGAUAAGAAGAAAUGAGAAAGAGAUUUUUCUUUCAUUAAAAAUUAUCGAUUGCCAAAAAUAUCAAACCUCAGUUAUGGAUAUUAAUGUUUUUUUGUAAUUUUGUAAAAUUAAACUCAUUUUUCCCGUUAUGAUCAAUAUUUCUUGUAGUGUUAUAUUAUAUUGUGUUUGAUUAUGGUGAAAUUAUUUUGUGUAAAAUAUUGAUAGUUUUGUAUACAAAUUAAUGGCCAGUUAAUUUCCCAAAAUAAAAAAUAGAAUCACAGGCCCUUGCAGCAGAAUGCUUUUUUCUGAAAAACUUGCAUGGAACUAAGCAACAAAUUUCAAUAAAGUUUCUGUCGUCUAGGAA